AUGACGUAAUUAAACCGCGACAAUUGUUGAUUUCAGAACUCCGAUAGUCCUCCGACGCGACGCUCUUUGGUACGUUUGGCUGAACAGUAAUCGCGCCGAACUACAAUUUGAUUUGGAUUUGGAAGUUUCCGUGAGGUGGAAGCUUGUGCACGAUGUUCCUCGUGAUCCUGGUCGGCUACUUGACGCUGGCCUCUGGUCAGCAGCAGGAUGAAGACUGGAUUGACCCGUAUGAUUUGCUCAACUACGACUCUAGCACUAAAACCAUGAGGAAGCCCACUGAGAAGCCGGCAAGGGAUUUAAACGUCCCAACCUCUCGAAGAGGGCACAUCGACUGUAACCAAGCUGAGCUGAUCGCCUGCAAAGAACGGCUGUCUGAUUUACUAACUCAGGUUGAAACCCAAAAGAAGAGUAUGAAGCAUAUCCCACAGCAGGUCACAUGCAAUCCUGUUUUUAAAAGAUUCCUGAGCAGACUCCUGAAGGACACGCAAAGAAUUGGAGUGCCCAAAGACCCUGCAUACUAUGAUGCCACCAUCCGACUGUCCAGACAAGCCGUGGCAGAGAUUCAGACCUUUCUCGAUGGUGAAGAAGGCUGUAGAACAGGCGCUCUGGACAAUGCCGUCAGUCAGAUACUGGUGGACCUUCGACCACAUGACUACGAGGCCUGGAGAUGGCGCUUUGAAGACACCUUUGGCGUAGAGCUGGACACACUUUUCAAGUUGGCUCUGUGUACUUUGGUCUUCGUGGUCAUUAUCUGCACUGAGCUGUGGUGUGCCAUCUCCUGGCUAGUGCAGUUUAAACGGCUGUUUACCAUCUGCUUCUUCGUCAGUAUUGUUUGGAACUGGUUGUAUCUGUAUCAGACUGCUUUUGCUGAACACCAAAACAACAUUGUGAAGAUGAACAGCAUCAAUGACAAAUGCAUUGGAGUGAAGACGAUUGACUGGCGCGAUAGUUUGAAAGAGUGGUUCAGGAGCACAUGGACUCUGCAGGAUGAUCCUUGCAAGAGAUACUAUGAAGUCCUCAUGGUCAACCCUAUUCUGCUGGUACCUCCCACCAAGGCAAUCUCCGUUACAAUCACGACCCUCAUCACAGAGCCACUGAAGCAUGUCGGCCUGGGGAUCAGCGAGUUUCUCAGAGCGCUCCUCAAAGACCUCCCGAUCACUCUCCAGAUCCCCGUACUCCUCACGAUUGUGCUUGCCAUUGUGGUAUUCAUGUAUGGAAGUGUGCAGGCAGUUUUCCAGUAUGGCAUCACUGCACCUCUACGCCGCCAUAGAAGGGAUCCGACACUUCCACCACCGGACCAGCCUCGUCUCCAAGAAAUUGAGGACCGUGGCCACAUGGAACGAGGGGACAUGCCGGAGUCUCGUCCACGGCGCAGUUUAGAGGAUGCCCGAUCGCACGGGGAUCAGUUGUGCCGCUCGCGGCCCAACAAAGCCGGAGAUGAGCCAGCUCGGAUGUUUGUGGAGACCUUGCGCACCGCAGCUUCUUCCCACACGGAGCACGAGUUAGACGGGAAACGACCCCUGAGGCGCGUCGAGGUUGGGCAGGGGGACGAGACUGACCUUCAGUCAGACUCUGACAGCCAUGCAGAGGCAGAGGCGGACCAAAGAGGCGGCAUUGAUGUUAUAUCCCAGCUUGAUGCCAAAACUAAAACAAAAGCCAGUGACUGCGACUCCUCUCUGUCAGAACACCCUAAAGACGGCAACAGCAGAGAGAAGACGACAUCUGGACUCCCACAGCCGCAGCCUAAAAAGAAUGUGCAGGACCUGAAGGCCUCAGCUGGAAACUCGAUGCCCUCUGCCUCUCUGAAAAACGUGGAAACAGUCGGCAGCCCCAUUCAGGAAACGUUACAAUGAAACGGCGCACAGAGCUUGUGGCUUCACCGAUGACGUCACAGUGCCAAAAAUAUGUCAUCUCGACAGAGUUGAGGGCUGAGCAUCUCUAGCCCAUAACAGAUCUUCACUGUUGGACGAAUUAGUCUCUAAGUAGAGACGUCAAUAAUACAGUAUGAACUGUAUGAAUAUGAUCAUUGACAGCAGCCGACCAACACUUACGUACAUUAAGCACCUUCAGUGAUUGCUGAUGUAGGACGUGUUAGUGACGGCAAUUUUCAAGCGAAAUUAAGGUUGUCGAGGAAUGCUGCUACGUGUUUAUUUUUUUUUACUUGAAUAUUUUUUUUCCAAGAUUUUAGAAUCAUUGUAUUUUGAGAGCGUUCAAGGCGGACGAUCAAGCAUAUUUUAUUCUUUUCUUGUAUACAUAUCUGGGUUCAAACAUGCAGAGUCUACAAGUACUGUUCUGAGAAAAAAAACCUGCAAGAAACACUUGAUGCCACGUGAAGGGUAAUUUAAAGUUAAUCUCUAUUGUCACCAUGUAACUCUGUCACAAGGGAAGGUCUCAUAAGACCUACAGUUAAUUUAACCAGAUACUUGAAAUCACAGGUGAUCAGGCACUGUAAUAGUAAGAGGACAAACCAAAAAAAUUAGGAUUGGAAUUCGUGCUCGGACCUACCUGAGGGAACACACUGCAACAUACAGUGCCACGCAAAUAUAUUUCCACCCUUUCAGAUUUUUGAUUUACAUGUUCAUCACACUUCAAGUGUUUAAGCAAUUGCCUCCAAAUCCUAAUUACUGGUUGCACUUGUGCCACCUUUGGCAGUAAUAACUGACCUCAAGCAUUUGCAUUGAUGACAGAAGAAAUCGCAAUGGCAUUCAAAUUUGGUCUUUGAGGUGGUAACUGUCAAACCUUAUUUUUAAGCAAUUCAGAGGUGGACUUUGGGCGUUAUUCUGUUCUUUGUCUCAGAUGUAAUUGCCCACCCGUAUUUCUUUUGAGUUCAACUUUUCUUGUCAGUCCAAAUCAGUGAUGGAUAGUGCCUCUGCUACCUGGAGCUUCACCGAGGACUUACUCAAUGACUUAGUUCACCUCCUAAGACAAUAUUACUCAAUGAUUGUGGCUAAUACUGUUUUACUGUUUGUUUUAAUUUUUUUUAACUAUUGGGCAUUAAAUUGUUUUGAGACGUGUG
Hippocampus comes (tiger tail seahorse) is the source of this 3016-nucleotide messenger RNA. RefSeq names its product chloride channel CLIC-like 1 (gene clcc1). Lineage: Eukaryota; Metazoa; Chordata; Actinopteri; Syngnathiformes; Syngnathidae. The record is from RefSeq and is a predicted model, not a curated record. The coding region runs from base 153 to 1853 and encodes 566 amino acids. The transcript is spliced from 10 exons. Gene Ontology annotation, cellular component: membrane; endoplasmic reticulum. Gene Ontology annotation, molecular function: chloride channel activity.